GCAGAGUUAUAUCAUGGGGAAUAUAAUUGGUGUUAUAAAGGGACGUACCUAUACAGCAACACAUGUAGCCAACCAUUACAGUAAGACCGUUUUUGCUAGGGUCGAUUCUACGAAGAGAAAAGUAGACACCGGACAGAGCCAAGACGGAGCUCGCGGAGGUGAUUGCAGUGGAACUGUCCAAGAGUGGAAAAAUUCUGAAUUUAUCCAAAUCCCCACCGAUGAGUUCAGAGCGUUUCAUCCAAAUACGCAUGGUAAAAGGAACGUGGUUUACAUCAGUAUCGUUGAUGAAAAUGGCAAUUGGCUAUGUGAUAAUUUGUCCAAAAAAGAAGACAAAAGCGUAAUUGUCGAUAAAGAAGGCAGAAUAAGGGAUGCCGUUUACGGGACUGUUCAUAAAUACGAGUGGUAACGGAUUGCCCUUAUCUCUAUUAUUGGUAUCUACUAUAACAAUUCGGACAUGCUUUUUUCAAUUGAAGAUUCCUUAUAAUACACUUAAUGAAGGAUGUUUUUAAGAAUUGAAAAAUAUCUCUUUAUCCAGAGAUAAAAAUUUAUCGGACAUCUUCAUGAUCGAUUGAAGUGAUAAGGGAAAGGACGUGUUAGAUUUUAACCAGUUGUGUCUAACUCGGAUACUUGCUGGGAACAAUAUUCAUUGUCAUGCUGCUGAUAGACAUACAGUAUGUCCGGAUCCCAUGUUUUACUUUGACACGUCACCAAUUCAAAUAUCAUAUCAAAUAUUAAUGAAAACUUGAAUUGAAUCUUUUGUGAUGUUUGACACAAGCUUAAUUUAGAAAUUGUUUUUUAAAUUCUGACCUUCUAUGGCGUCUCUGAUAUUUACUUUCUGUUCGAGAGAUACAUUUCAUCAGCUACACAAAGAGAUUAGAACGAGAAAUCGAAAUAUCAGGGGUUAGGAACAGAAGGACAUUGGAUUGCAC
Messenger RNA from Owenia fusiformis, 929 nucleotides. Lineage: Eukaryota; Metazoa; Annelida; Polychaeta; Sabellida; Oweniidae. The record is from the annotation of a GenBank genome assembly.